AUGGCCAAGUGGGAUCCCACCUACCCGCGCUCCAAGCAGCGGUCAACCCCGCCCCGCCGCAGCCUCGCGCUGCGCCGCAAGCGCUCGUCCCGCCACGUUGCGUCGGGGCUCUCCGCCAAAGACUCCAGCGCAUCCGGGGCGGAUCUGGAGCUGGCGGCGCCCAAACCGCGGCACAGCAUCGGCGGGUCCACGGACUGGAGGGCCGGGCUGCUGCUGCCGACCACCACCACAGCCUCCUCCUUCUCUGCGCGGAAGGGCAACGGCAGCCACGCGCAUGCGAAGCGGGGCGCGCGGCUCGACGAGGCCGGCGUCGCGCACUUCCUCGCCGCGCUGGAGCGGACGUGGAAGAAGACGGUGGCGGGCGCGUCGAGGAUGUUCGUGGAGAGGCACCGGAGCAGCCACGUGCAGCUCAUCAGCGACAUGGUUUAGUAGAUGAGAUCACCCAAGCUGCCGCCCGUCCACCCGCCUCGGCGCCGCCAUUGCCGUUGGAUGUUCAGUUUCUAUCUAUGAACAACGACCAAGUUCUCUUAACAGCGGGACAUCUGAGUUCGUCGUGGUGAUGGCAGCUAACACGGAGCCGCUCGAAAUCUCCUCGACCUCCCGUCAUGUUUCUUGCUGACGGCAAGGUUCCAUGGUGCCAAGUGGCCUUUGGCCAUCUUGAACUGGGACUCCAGUAACAAAUGACCAAGCCCAAGGAGGAAGCAGUUGCUCAUCACUGAGGACAAGUAACUCCAGCAGGUGAAGUAUGAAGUGUGAAGCCGUGAAGCCUAUCAGCAAGAGUAGCAUAUUAUGUAUUGUAAUAUCAGGCAAAGUGUAAUAGUGGUCAGAGUAGCAUAUUAUGUAUUGUAAUAUUUAGUGUUGUUUUGGAUGAAUUUCAUUUGCUCUAUAAUCUGUUUGAAAUAUUGACUGUGUAUAUAAUUUCAAUACCUAUGAAAUGGAAACCUGACCAGCGGGACCCAUUUAUGAAAAUUGGUUGACAAAUUUUGAAA
Triticum urartu is the source of this 989-nucleotide messenger RNA. NCBI's taxonomy places the organism in Eukaryota, Viridiplantae, Streptophyta, Magnoliopsida, Poales, Poaceae. The record is from RefSeq and is a predicted model, not a curated record.